AACCUCUUUCAGUUUGUAAACAAUGGCGUCUCUACUGAAAAGUGUCCCUCGACAAGUAUGCAAGUUAUUUAAGUUCCCUGUGCGGUAUAUAAACUGGACCCCAAUCUUAUUGAAUGACUUCAGCAGAUUUCCAGUACCGGAUGUCAAAACCCUACCGGAAGAUAUGCGAAUAGCCAUGGAGACUGUGGAAGAGAAAAGUGGGUUUUCUCCGAAUGUGUUUCGUGCCAUGUCGUACCGCCCGGAUGAGUUACGUGCUUUUGUUCAGUAUUAUGAUGCUGUCAUGGCGGUGAACAGAGGAAACUUGACAAAAGCGGACAAAGAGAUGAUCAUUCUAGCCACGUCCUCAGAAAAUAACUGUCUAUACUGCAUCAUAGCACACGGAGCACUUCAUCGUAUAUUCUCAAAAAACCCACACUUAGCAGAUCAAAUUGCUGCAAAUUGGAAAACGGCGGAUCUUGACGAUCGACAACGCGCUAUUUUGGAUGUUGCCAUGGAUUUGUGUCGCUGUCAGCCUAUCACAGAGGAUAAGAUAGAAAACCUGAAAAAGCACGGACUUGACAAAGACGAUUUGUGGGAUAUUGGAGCGGUGACAGCUUUGUUUGCUCUAUCUAACAGAAUGGCUUACCUGAUGAACUUAAAACCAAAUAAAGAGUUUUACUUGAUGGGACGGAUCCCAAAAGAAAAAUAAAAUGGCUAUUAAAUUAUUUUUAAAGCUAAUUUACUGAGCUUUUGACAAUCGUUAACUAUUCGGCAUUUAUAGAGUAUUUUUUAUUAUGAACAUAAUACGAUUUACUGUAAAAUAUUGAAGUAAUUAAUGGACACUGAUGUAUUGUAAAACGUUAUUUGUGGGAUUUCUUUGAU
Molecule: messenger RNA, 861 nt
Organism: Saccostrea cuccullata (small rock oyster)
Lineage: Eukaryota; Metazoa; Mollusca; Bivalvia; Ostreida; Ostreidae
Exons: 5
Coding region: 23-688 (221 amino acids)
Molecular function (GO): peroxiredoxin activity
Source: RefSeq, a predicted model, not a curated record